AUGGAAAGCCGAAGUCGACGACGCAGCAGGAGCAGAAAUAGAGAGAGGCCAUACGAGAUAACCAUCUCAACGGCGGAUAUGUCCUCAAAGAUGCAGACUUUCAUUAUGGAACAGGUGAUAGAGUGUCUCAACAACCGGUCGCAUCCGAAGAAGAUGUGUCGAUACAUCCGGGAGAGGUGCAAUGCGAGAUAUGGACCCUCUUGGGAUUGUUUUGUGGCUAGGGAAUACUAUGGAUCCUUCGCUUACGUCCCACGCCACCUCUUGGGGUUUGAGCUGAAUGGACUCAACUUUCUGAUUUUCAAGGGAGCAUAA
This is a messenger RNA of Echinococcus granulosus, 312 nucleotides long. Its product is annotated as Dynein light chain 1, cytoplasmic. Gene Ontology annotation, biological process: microtubule-based process. Lineage: Eukaryota; Metazoa; Platyhelminthes; Cestoda; Cyclophyllidea; Taeniidae. The transcript has 2 exons. Gene Ontology annotation, cellular component: dynein complex. The coding region runs from base 1 to 312 and encodes 103 amino acids. The record is from RefSeq and is a predicted model, not a curated record.